This is a messenger RNA of Trifolium pratense (red clover), 2167 nucleotides long. Its product is annotated as scarecrow-like protein 23. Gene Ontology annotation, cellular component: nucleus. Gene Ontology annotation, biological process: bundle sheath cell fate specification; regulation of DNA-templated transcription; leaf development. The record is from RefSeq and is a predicted model, not a curated record. Gene Ontology annotation, molecular function: DNA-binding transcription factor activity; sequence-specific DNA binding. The transcript has a single exon. NCBI's taxonomy places the organism in Eukaryota, Viridiplantae, Streptophyta, Magnoliopsida, Fabales, Fabaceae. The coding region runs from base 516 to 1862 and encodes 448 amino acids.
AGCCUCAAGAUUUACAUAGCACCCAGAGAUAUUUCAUGAUCACUGACCAACGAGAUUCUUACACCAAUAUUUACAAUAACCGACAACUUUACGAGAUAUAAAUCAACUUUUUAUCAACCGAAUUAACAUGUUUCAGCUGUACCUCUAAUAUCUAUCAUUAUGAGCCUAUAAUAAUAAAUAAUGACACAAUUUCUACAUGCAAAACAAAGGUAAAGACAUAGCGAAAACAAAACGGAGCACCCAAAGAUGAUAAGAUAGAAUAACACCCAAACCUUUUCUGGGCUACAAAGUCAUAACCCUUUCUGUCUCUUUUCUUUAUCUCAUCUCACAUUAAUAAUUUUCCUCCUCAGAAUUUUCUCUCUCACCAAACACUGAACUCAACACUCCUUUUCUGACAUACUCUUCUGUACAAACUUUCUUUGUCUUUCCCUCUCAUUUUUGUCACUUUUCUCUCAAAAGUUUCCUCCAAAGUUUUCGAUUCCUUCAACAAAAUUUUCUCCCUCAUCAUCACGAUCAUGCUUCAAAGCUUGGUCCCUCGUCCACCUCUCACUUCCAAACCUAAUAAUAAUAAUAUGAAUGCCAAACGCGCCGAACGUGAACAUGACGACGAUGAUUCCACCCUUCAGGAACAACCAUCUUUCAAAAGACCUAACUACUCCGCCGAGCACACGGCGGCGGAAGCCGAAGAACACGAGGAAGCACAGGCCUUCGAACCUGAAAACGAAGGUGAAUCAACAGGUUUGAAACUCCUAGGGCUUUUGCUUCAAUGCGCUGAGUGCGUUGCCAUGGAUAACCUCGAUUUCGCUAACGACUUGUUACCGGAGAUUACCGAGCUUUCCUCACCGUUUGGAACUUCGCCGGAGCGCGUCGGAGCUUAUUUUGCACAGGCGUUACAAGCGCGUGUGGUGAGUUCUUGUCUCGGUAGUUACUCGCCGUUAACUGCUAAAUCGGUAACCCUAACUCAGUCGCAAAGAAUCUUCAACGCGUUUCAAUCCUACAACUCAGUUUCACCGUUGGUGAAAUUUUCUCAUUUUACCGCUAAUCAAGCAAUUUUCCAAGCUGUGGACGGUGAGGAUCGUAUCCACAUCAUCGACCUCGAUAUCAUGCAAGGACUUCAAUGGCCAGGAUUGUUUCACAUCCUCGCUUCACGAUCCAAGAAAAUUCGUUCUGUUAGAAUCACCGGUUUCGGAUCUUCUUCAGAGCUUCUAGAAUCAACGGGAAGAAGACUCGCCGAUUUCGCGAGUUCACUCGGCCUUCCGUUCGAGUUUCAUCCAAUUGAAGGCAAAAUCGGAAGCGUAACGGAACCGAGUCAACUCGGUGUUAGACCAAACGAAGCAAUCGUUGUUCACUGGAUGCAUCAUUGUUUAUACGAUAUAACCGGAAGUGAUUUAGGAACGUUGAGAUUGCUGAGUCAGCUUCGGCCAAAACUAAUCACCACCGUUGAACAGGAUCUUAGCCACGCUGGUAGCUUCCUCGCGAGGUUUGUGGAAGCUUUGCAUUAUUACAGCGCGUUGUUCGACGCGCUUGGGGGUGGAUUAGGUGUGGACAGUGUUGAGAGGCAUAUGGUGGAGCAGCAACUGUUGGGGUGUGAGAUAAGGAACAUUAUUGCCGUUGGUGGGCCAAAGAGGACUGGCGAAGUGAAAGUUGAGAGAUGGGGAGAUGAAUUGAAACGGGUCGGAUUUCGACCCGUUUCACUUCGGGGUAACCCGGCUGCACAAGCCAGUUUAUUGUUGGGGAUGUUUCCUUGGAGAGGGUAUACUUUGGUGGAAGAGAAUGGUUCUCUCAAGCUUGGUUGGAAGGAUCUUUCACUGUUAAUUGCUUCUGCUUGGCAGCCGUCGGAUUUGAUGACUUAUACUGAUUGAAUUCAUUCAACUUGAUGAUGAUGAUGAUGAUGGUCUGUCUGUGUUUGGUGGGACUGAGGGAGAGGCAGUAACUGUUGAUUAGUUUCUCUCCUGCCUGCCUGCCUGCCUCCCUCUGCAGAAUCUGUUCCAAGAAAGGACAUGGUUGGCAGAGAAGAGAAUCUUUUAAGUUUGUGAAUUACAGAAUAGUACUUAUAAGUGAGAAAUUAUUCACAUUAUCAAUUGUGGUUCAUUAUGAUUUUUUUAAUUAAUUUUUAGAAUAAUGGUUCUUAAUAAAAUGGUUCGUUAUGAAACAUAGUUACUACUCA